Messenger RNA from Mizuhopecten yessoensis (Yesso scallop), 1656 nucleotides. RefSeq lists its product as uncharacterized. The coding region runs from base 73 to 1089 and encodes 338 amino acids. The record is from RefSeq and is a predicted model, not a curated record. The transcript is spliced from 7 exons. Gene Ontology annotation, molecular function: protein binding. Lineage: Eukaryota; Metazoa; Mollusca; Bivalvia; Pectinida; Pectinidae.
CCUAAUUCUGUACAUUGCGCAUGUGCAUAACAUAACCCCCAGUUCCUUGUUGACAACAAAAACGGCGACAAGAUGGCGAAUAAACCGUCAACUUCUUCCGUGCUGCCUUUGAAAAGGAAAGCUACAUCAGAAAUGGAAAAGCCUGUUAAAAGCGUACGUGUGGAUGACAGUGACUCGGAUAGUGACCAGCCUAAAGAUGAAAUCGAAGCAGUUGCAAAGCCAGACAUUCAGAUUUUUCCAGGCUUUCUGCCGAACGACGUAACAUUGGUGGUCGAUGGAAAACGCCUUCAUGUAAAUAAAGAUUUACUCUCAUCAGCUUCACCUGUAUUUGAUGCUUGGCUCAAGAAAGAGUGGCAACAAGACGAAUGCAGUAAUGAUACAAAACAGGAGCUAACAUUCCCUGGGAAAACAUAUGAUGAGAUGGCCACAUUCCUAAAAUGUCUUCUGCCCAUUUUUGCUGACCAAGUUACAGUUGCAACACUGGAAACUGUACUCCCAUUAGCAGAUGAAUAUCAGACAGACAACUUGCUCAAAGAAUGUGAAGAAGUCAUCCGGAAGCACGUGGGCUCUGUCUCCGAGAGGGAUAUCUAUAUACCACCGUCACAGGUCGUCACAUACCUGCUCUGGAUCGAACAAUAUAACAUGCACACGGCUGAAAAAUGUGUUGUGAGAUUAGCUUCUUUCCUAAAAACUGAAGAGGUUGAGGCAGUUCCAAACUACAUAAAUGUCAGCAAAAGUCUUCAACUGGAUGUAUCUAAUGCGAGAGCCAAGCUGUUUGAGAGUCUAAUGGUGUUCAAUGUAACAGAAGCUGCAAGAAAAAUGAACGAAUUCCAAAUCCCUCUCUCCACGCGCUAUAUGGCUGAAUGGAAAAGAAAUGUAGCAGAAAUUGUGGAUAUCUAUCUAGCUUUAUCAACACUACCAAGAGAUGCUUUUUCAUAUAAAGGGAGUGUCCCAUCGCUUAAAUCUUUGGAACAUAUUGACUUUUCCUCGAUUAGAUACAAGGAGCAGUACAAACCAUCGAGUAUUACUAAAGACACAUGUAAAUCUUUACGUGAUAAAUUCAAACUCUCGAACAUCUUAAGUAGUUAAGAACAACACUUGUUUGGAAUUUGCUUUAAAUCGUGAAUUUAAACAUUUUUAUACAGACUGUAUACACAUAAAAUAAUCGCAUCAGGUACUCAAAUCAUAAAACAUUAACGUCUUAUGAUGAAGUGACUAUAUCAUGAUGCGUUGGUCUGUUUGUUUGAUUGUAACUAUAAACGAAGUGUUUCUCCCGACUCUUGAUAUGUAAGAAACACGUGUCUUAUACAUAGCAUUUAUAUGGGGCACGUCUCUCUCUUACCCUAUACAGGUGUAUACACACAUUUGCCGUUGUAAGAUAUACUUUGCUUUUACCCUGUACAGGUGUAUACACACACUUGCCGUUGUAAAAUAUACUUUGCUCUUACCCUGGACAUGUAUAUCCACACUUGCCGUUGUAAGAUAUACUUUGCUCUUACCCUGUACAGGUGUAUACACACACUUGCCAUUGUAAGAUAUACUUUGCUCUUACCCUGUACAGGUGUAUACACACACUUGCCAUUGUAAGAUAUACUUUGCUCUUACCCUGUACAGGUGUAUACACACACUUGCCGUUGUAAGAUAUACUUUGCUCUU